CCGCCCAUUGAUCGCUGCGUCGGGAGGCCGCUUGUCGGCGGCGGCGCGGCCUGCUCCGAGUGACCGGCCCGCAGCUCCGGGCCUGCCCGCCCAGGGUCUCCGCUCUCCCCGCGGUGCGGCCUCCGCCGCCCCGCUGCCCCCGCCCGGCCGUAGCCCCCGUCUGCCGCCGCGAUGAAGCUCGUCAGGUUUCUAAUGAAGCUGAGCCAUGAGACUGUGACCAUUGAGCUGAAGAACGGGACGCAGGUGCAUGGCACUAUCACAGGAGUGGAUGUCAGUAUGAACACACAUCUCAAAGCAGUGAAGAUGACACUGAAGAACAGAGAACCUGUACAGCUGGAGACGCUGAGUAUUCGAGGGAAUAACAUCCGAUACUUCAUCCUGCCUGACAGUUUGCCUCUGGAUACUUUGCUAGUGGAUGUUGAACCAAAAGUCAAAUCCAAGAAAAGAGAAGCAGUUGCUGGAAGAGGCCGUGGAAGAGGCCGUGGCAGAGGCCGAGGCCGUGGAAGAGGCCGAGGGGGCCCAAGACGGUAACUUCUCACCAGGCAACUGUUACCAAAUCAUGGGCAAUGUCAGGAAUUUUUUGUACAGGUCUUGUUUAUGGUAUCCAUUUUUAAUAAACUGGGAUGUGAAAAAA
Messenger RNA from Melopsittacus undulatus (budgerigar), 634 nucleotides. Its product is annotated as small nuclear ribonucleoprotein Sm D1. The record is from RefSeq and is a predicted model, not a curated record. Gene Ontology annotation, biological process: spliceosomal snRNP assembly; RNA processing. Lineage: Eukaryota; Metazoa; Chordata; Aves; Psittaciformes; Psittaculidae. Gene Ontology annotation, cellular component: catalytic step 2 spliceosome; U2 snRNP; U4 snRNP. Bases 172 to 531 code for a protein of 119 amino acids. The transcript is spliced from 4 exons. Gene Ontology annotation, molecular function: RNA binding.